UUUUGGCCAGUGAACAUCGAGCACUGGCCAAAACCUUGCUCCACCUUUCACUUUUAAUACAACUUUGUUUAGAACAGAACAAAAUUAAAGAACGUAAUAUGUUAAAAAUGCUUUUAAUUGAAAUAUUUUCCAACAUCUCAAUGUUUCGCGUGCUCCACUAUCUGUCUAUCCGAUUGGAAGGCCUCGUCGUUUGUGUCAUCGUGUCAUCUAUGCGUUCGAAGAACUCGCCGCUUCAAGAGAGGUACGGCGUGGGAACCCUCGACUUGUGAGCCCAAAAUAUUGCGUUUAACUAUUGUUCUCAUUGAGGAAGUGUCGCUUCGAGAAGCCCCGCGAUGAAUAUACGGUGCGCCAAGACGGAAGACCUGAUGAACAUGCAGCACUGCAACCUCCUGUGCCUGCCCGAGAACUACCAGAUGAAGUACUACUUCUACCACGGACUCUCGUGGCCGCAGCUCUCGUACGUCGCCGAGGACGAGAAGGGCAAGAUCGUCGGCUACGUCCUGGCCAAAAUGGAGGAGGACUCCGACGACGACCCCCACGGCCACAUCACGUCCCUGGCCGUGAAGCGAUCCCACCGACGACUAGGGCUCGCCCAAAAGCUCAUGGACCAGUCGUCGCGAGCCAUGGUCGAGUGCUUCAACGCCAAGUACGUCUCCCUUCACGUCCGAAAGAGCAAUCGCGCUGCCCUGCAUCUGUACACCAACACCCUGGGAUUCACCAUCAACGAAAUCGAGCCCAAGUAUUACGCCGACGGCGAAGACGCCUACGCCAUGAAGCGGGAUCUGGUCGGCUUCGCGACCCAGAACAAGCUGAGCCCCACCGAUCCAGUCAGCUUCUUCGACAGCAAGGCUGGCAAGAGGGAUAAGGAGGUGGACAGUGAGAAGCACUAACUGGGUGCCGCCAUUGUUUUUCCGCUUACUGUCACUCUUGGAGAAGACGCAUUUGAAGUGGACACUGAGAAGCAUCGACUAUGCGCCACCAUUGUUUGUCUGCUGACUGUCUCGCCUGGAGGAGACACAAUUGGCUGCGAAGAAAGUCAGGAGGGAUGCAUAAUUUUGUAAAGCGAAACAUUACUUGGUCGUCGCCAUUCUUGUCUACGAAGCGCACAAGCUCAGGCAGCGACUGGGUCCCACUGUCGUCGUCCGCCAAGUUUCGCAGAAGAAAGCCAAUGAACAGCGUAUUUGAACAGGAUGUCGGUAUUGUUGUCUCCCGACUGUUACGCGUCUGCUAUAGUCACUGACGAAGUGAGAACGACAGGACGUGUCUUUAAAACACCCAGCCUCCGGCACGCGCUCCGUGCCUUCCACCAUGCUUUUGCUGCGCUCACACGCUCAAGGUGCACAUAACGUCGACGUAUUGUCGAAGGUAUUGAAGCUCGCGCUAGAGGCGGGACAACUCAAGCUGCUUCCUGCCGUUUGCACCUCGUUAACUAUUCACACUGCUUGGACAGUGCGUCUCAGCAUACCUCUGGUGACGAGACAAUACGUUGUGUUGAUUGGUGUGGCGCCGAGUUGAUGUGCCUUGUCUAGGGCAUGCAAGAACAGAAACGGAAGGGACUGGUCCUUAAUGUUAGUAGGAGGUCCUGGACAUAAAGCAAAUAAACAUAAACGAACCUCAA
Messenger RNA from Ixodes scapularis (black-legged tick), 1618 nucleotides. RefSeq names its product N-alpha-acetyltransferase 10 (gene vnc). The record is from RefSeq and is a predicted model, not a curated record. Gene Ontology annotation, cellular component: NatA complex. The coding region runs from base 333 to 890 and encodes 185 amino acids. The transcript has a single exon. Gene Ontology annotation, biological process: N-terminal peptidyl-glutamic acid acetylation. NCBI's taxonomy places the organism in Eukaryota, Metazoa, Arthropoda, Arachnida, Ixodida, Ixodidae. Gene Ontology annotation, molecular function: protein-N-terminal-glutamate acetyltransferase activity; protein N-terminal-serine acetyltransferase activity.